This is a messenger RNA of Auanema sp. JU1783, 499 nucleotides long. The record is from the annotation of a GenBank genome assembly. NCBI's taxonomy places the organism in Eukaryota, Metazoa, Nematoda, Chromadorea, Rhabditida, Rhabditidae.
AUGGGCUAUUGAGCGCAAGGAAGGAAAUGCUUCCGGAAAGACCCUUCUUGAAGCUCUUGACGCUAUCGUUCCACCAGCUCGCCCAACUGACAAGGCUCUCCGUCUUCCACUCCAAGACGUAUACAAGAUCGGAGGUAUCGGAACUGUCCCAGUCGGACGUGUCGAAACCGGAGUUAUCAAGCCAGGAAUGGUUGUUACUUUCGCCCCACAAAACGUUUCCACUGAAGUCAAGUCCGUUGAAAUGCAUCACGAAUCUCUCCCAGAGGCCGUCCCAGGAGACAACGUUGGAUUCAACGUCAAGAACGUCUCCGUUAAGGACAUCCGUCGUGGAUCCGUCUGCUCUGACUCCAAGAACGACCCAGCCCAAGAAGCUCGUACCUUCAACGCUCAGGUCAUCAUCAUGAACCACCCCGGACAAAUCGCCGCUGGAUACACCCCAGUUCUCGAUUGCCACACCGCUCACAUCGCCUGCAAGUUCGCUGAACUUAAGGAGAAGGUA